AUGGCGACCUCGGGCAUGCACCACGCUCACUGCGACGCCAACGACGGCUGCAAGCUCGCCUUCCAGUCCUCCCUGCCCCUCUCGGGCGCCGCCUCGGCAACGCAGUGCGUCCUCCUCAUGCACGGCUUCAGCGGCUCGAGCGACUACUUCCAGUUAAAACGAGGACCAGGCGCACGAUUCUUCCUAGUCGAUGUGGAUGGCAAGACAAAAGUUUCGAUCCCGAUCGCCCAUGAAAACCCGCUCAGGCGGCAGGACGAGCCCUUCUUCACGGGCAUCAGCGCGCUGUGCGACCCGGCGUGGCUGGCGAGGCUGCUGGCGGACCACACGCGGUACGACCACCGCGAGGCCAUCGAGGCCAUCAGCGUGCCGACGCUCGUCAUGGCCGGCCGCCGGUCCGGGUGCUUCCCCCUCGAGGGCAUGCUCGAGACGGUCAGGCGCGUGGAGAAGGCCAGGCCCGGCCUGGCCAAGGCGUCCGUGUUCGAGUCCGGGCACUGGCUGUUUUACGAGCAGCCCGAGAGGUUCAACAGCGAGAUUGUCGAGUUUGUGGGCCAGUGCUCCAAGUGA
Molecule: messenger RNA, 564 nt
Organism: Colletotrichum graminicola M1.001
Lineage: Eukaryota; Fungi; Ascomycota; Sordariomycetes; Glomerellales; Glomerellaceae
Exons: 2
Coding region: 1-564 (187 amino acids)
Source: RefSeq, a predicted model, not a curated record